Molecule: messenger RNA, 2235 nt
Organism: Spodoptera littoralis (African cotton leafworm)
Lineage: Eukaryota; Metazoa; Arthropoda; Insecta; Lepidoptera; Noctuidae
Source: the annotation of a GenBank genome assembly
AUGCCGUGCACACUGGUAGGGAAGGUGGUGUCAGGAGUAGUGACUCUGGGUGUUAUUGCUGGACUGACUGCAGUCAUAGUCCUGACAGUCAACGAAGCAAAUAGUAAGGAGAGUACAACGGAACUUCCACCUCCUUCAUCUGCUGCAACAAGUCCCUCGACUCCAGGUUCUAAUAAAGAAACAGAAAGUGAUCUGCCGUAUAGAGUGGGUGUCGGAAUAGCUGACAUGACGGGACCAUGUGUGGAAAUUACUUUUAUGGGCUACGCAGAGGUGGGACAGCGUGGCCGAGGUAUCCAUACGCGUCAGUUUGCCAGAUCAUUUAUCUUCGCGGAAGGAAACAGUAGAGUGGUGCUAGUCACGGCUGAGGUACAGGCUGUUGGCAUUGCCGUUAGACGAGAGGUAGUGAAGAAACUCCAAGAAAGGUAUGGCAAUAUGUACACGCUGAACAAUGUGAUCCUCACAGGCACUCAUACACACAGUACCCCUGGAGGUCACAUGGUGGACUUUAUCCUUGACAUCAGCAUCCUCGGCUUCUCCCGUGAAACUUUCACUGCUUACGUUGAAGGCAUUACCAGGAGUAUAAUCCGUGCUCACGAAAACAUGGUUCCAGCUCGUUUGUUCUUUGGCCAGACGACAGUGACCGGUGCACAAAUGAACAGAUCACCGUUCUCUUACGGUGAAAACCCUAAAGAAGAGAGAGCUAGAUACGAAGAUGUAGGCAACCAGACAGAUAUAACUCUGACUCAAGUGAAGAUCGUGAGGGAGGACGGUCGUCUGCACGGAGUGAUGAACUGGUACGCAGUGCAUACCACCAGCAUGAAUAUGACAAACCAGCUCAUAUCCUCCGACAAUCUGGGGUACGCUGCUUUGAGGAUGGAGAAAGAAUUGAACCCAAGAAGCAUAACUGGCAAGCCAGAGAUAGUAGCAGGUUUCUUCUCCUCGAACCUUGGCGACGUAUCUCCGAACACGCAGGGAGCUCGCUGUGAGUUCUCAGGCAAGGAAUGCGACAACCAGUUCCUCAUCUGUGAACAUAUGGAGCGCUGUUUCGCUCAAGGACCUGGACAGGAUAUGGUGGAGAGCACUAAGAUCAUCGGAACUGCUGUAUUUGAAGGAGCUUGGGAGGUACUGAACACUCCUAAUGAAGAACUGGAAGAGCUGAUUGGAAGAAUUUCAGUUCGCCAUCAAUUUAUGAAGAUGGAUGAACAGACUGUUCCCAAGUAUAAUACGAUUGAACAAACCUUUGAUAAUGAUAACAUGGUAAAAGGAUGUGUACCAGCAUUGGGGUACAGUUUCGCAUCAGGAACUGUAGAUGGAGCCAAUACGAUGAACAUUACACAGGGUACAUUGGAACCUAUGCCGAUCUUGGGCUUCAUCGCCAGCCUCAUCGGUGCAGCCACGGAUGAAGACAAGGACUGCCAUUAUCCCAAACCCAUCUUGCUGGCUACUGGACGGGCAAAUUUCCCCCUCCCAUGGCAUCCUCACAUCAUAUCAGCCUCUGUGGUCUGGUUAGGCAGUCUGGCCAUCCUAGGAGUACCAGGGGAACCGACCACCAUGGCCGGCAGACGUAUGAGGGCAGCCGUCGGUCAGCUGAUAGCAAGCAGGGGAAUUGAACCUAAGGUCCUCGUCUCCGGCCUGACGAACGAGUACAUACAUUAUGUGACCACCUAUGAAGAGUAUCAGGUACAACGGUACGAGGCAGCGUCCACUCUGUAUGGACCGCACACACUCGACGUAUUCAUCAACAAGUUCGUCGAACUCACUACUGCUAUUAUUGAGGAAAAAGAAGUAGAUGCUGGUCCAUCUCCACCCGAUCAUAGAAACCGCAUCCUGUCUCUGAUCACGCCAGUAGUGUUGGACUCCAGUCCCCUCCGCCAAAGCUUUGGAGACUGCGUCAUACAGCCACCAGCUCGCGUGAGGAGAGGAGAUGUCGUCUCCGCUACUUUCGUGGGUGCAAAUCCUCGCAACGACUUGAAACACGAAGAGAGUCACGCCGCAGUGGAGCGGCUGGAGCUGACGGAGUGGGUGCAGGUCGCCAACGACGCCGACUGGGACACCGUGUUCCGAUGGGAACGUAUGUCCUUAUUAAGAGGAACGAGUCAGGCGACCUUCGAGUGGAGAGUGCCGGAGGACGCCAUACUGACGCGGUACCGCAUCGUGUACCACGGCGCCGCGCGAGCCAUACGGGGGGCCCUCACGCCCUUCCGGGGAGUCAGCAAUGAAUUUGAACUUUAUUAA